GUUUACUUUUGCAGUGGUAAUAGACGCGACACCAUGUCGUUAAUAAUUCCGGAGAAGUUCCAACAUAUCCAUCGUGUCAUGAACACGAAUAUCGACGGAAACCGCAAGGUUCCAUAUGCCCUCACUGCCAUUAAGGGUGUUGGCCGUCGUUUCGCGUUCCUUUGCUGCCGCAAAGCUGACAUUGAUGUGACCAAGCGAGCAGGAGAACUUUCUGAGGACGAUUUCGAAAAGAUUGUCACAAUCAUGCAGAACCCUUCCCAAUACAAAAUUCCUAACUGGUUCUUGAAUAGACAGAAGGACAUCAAGGAUGGAAAAUAUUCGCAGCUUCUUUCCACGGCUGUCGACAACAAGCUCCGUGAGGAUCUCGAACGUCUAAAGAAAAUCCGCCUGCACAGAGGUCUUCGUCACUACUGGGGUCUCCGCGUGCGAGGCCAGCACACGAAGACAACCGGACGCAAGGGACGCACUGUUGUAGUUACGAAAUACCUGGAAUGA
Messenger RNA from Cylicocyclus nassatus, 495 nucleotides. NCBI's taxonomy places the organism in Eukaryota, Metazoa, Nematoda, Chromadorea, Rhabditida, Strongylidae. The record is from the annotation of a GenBank genome assembly.